UCGUAACUGACGUCGAGCGCAUUCAUUAACGAAGUCAUCAGCCGUGACUACCGAUUCUUUACAUUAAAUCAAAAUUCUUGCUCUUAUCAAAUCUUGAUACGAUCACAACUGUCUAAGAUUAUUCCGUCCUUAUCGGACGUCCAGAAUUUGGACUCGAUAGAAAGGGACGGUGAAUCGAAGUUUUAGGUGUGGUUAAGAAAAAUUAUGCCGUCGUGCGUGCCGCGAUCAGUGUUCGUCGGUUCACCUGACGUGCGGGCGUGCGAUCGAUAGCGCACGGUGCGGCACUAGCCCGUUUAAAAUUCGAACGGUCCGAAUUCCGGGAGGCCAAUAGCCGUCGCGCGAACUCUUUGAUCGUAGCGCAAUAGUGAUGUGUGUGAUGUAAAAUCUUGUUGUCGAUAGACACAGACACGGUGAUCGUGACAAACAUGAUGACUAUGGAUGUCGGGAUGUACAACAACCAGCAGAACGGGUACGGGAGCGCCGAGUACUACCAGCAGGGUGCAGCCUAUCAGCCGCCAUACGAGGGCUACCAUGAGGGGUACUACGAGACUCCAGGACACUAUUACGAACCUUUAUUACACGGACAAACACACGAGCAUCCUCCUACACCUGUUAUAAGUACAGACACUGGUUUAUGUUAUACUAAUCUAGAUUAUGGUGAGCUGCAACCGAACUAUCCGAUUCAUACGUUGCCUCCUCAUCCGGAGCCGUUUAAGCACAGAGAAGACGUGCCCAGGCAUGAGGAGAUGGUAAUGCACGAACAUAAGCUAGACAAUCACUAUUUGGAGACGAAGUACAACAUGCACUUUGUGGAUGAGACCUCGAUGCAGUACAACCACGCGGGGUCCCCCCUCCCGUGCCCGGAGUUCGAGCACUACCAGCCUAAGGAUGAGUUCGGAGGGCUGCGGGAUGGGUUCCCGCGGGAGGAGUGCAUGAGCUCGCACAGCCACCUGCAGGGCCACCAGGCGCACGCGUCGCAUACAACCGUACCCACGUAUAAAUGGAUGCAGGUGAAGAGGAACGUGCCCAAACCAGCCGCUCCCAAAUUGAUGAUUCCUCCGACGGAAUUCGUCAGUCAAGGCGGCAUCGGCAGUCCACAGGAAGGUCUGCGAACACCCACUGGCAGCCAAAUGCUGGCCAACCCUCUCCUCAACCUGAACAACACCGGCCGAACCAACUUCACCAACAAACAGCUCACAGAACUUGAGAAAGAGUUCCACUUCAACAAGUAUCUGACGAGGGCGAGGAGAAUAGAGAUAGCCUCCGCCUUACAGCUCAAUGAGACUCAGGUCAAGAUAUGGUUCCAAAAUCGACGAAUGAAGCAAAAGAAGCGGAUUAAAGAAGGGCUGAUAGUUGCCCCCGAAGUCGCCCCCACCUCGACCUCCCAACCCAGUGUCGUAGGCUCCAGUGAGAACAGCCGCGAAUCUAGCUAAAUCCAUUGUUUUCAAAGACGAUUAUUCGAGUGAACUGUUGGUCUUAUUGAUACGCAAAAUCAUAACGUUUUUAUCAUUUUCAAAAUGUUGACUAGUACAGAAUAGAUUAUGCUCUUUUGUGUGGUUUGGUGUCUUGAUUUUUAUUGUGUUCAUUUUAUUUACGAAUCCAUGUUUAGUAGCUAGAUCAUAUUAUUACAAUAGUUGUAAUAUUACUCUGGGAAAACACCACAUCUGUGUCAACUCUCUGAAAGCUUUUACAAAAUAAAAAAUACGUGUUGAUACAUAAGUUUCGUACCUAACGUUCAAAGUUCGAAUGAGAGUGCAAACAAACACGAUGACAAUUUAUACAUAUAUCUGCUUAUCCUGAGACAGGAUAACACCAGAUCAAAAAUAUAAUAACUGCUGCAAAUAAUAUAAUUUCAUUAUCCAAUGAAAAUUAGAUAGAGCGUAGAUUGUUUUUAAUGAAACAUUUGUCUUUGAAAAUAAAACUUAUAUCAGAAGAGAUUAUUGUAAUGUUAUUGUAAAAGAUAUAAAGGCUCAAUUAACCUGACUAGUGUAAACCAACGGAUGUGUCAACGUAAUGAAUUUUCUUAGAAUUUAAAUGUAAAUUUCAAAUCAUAAGCUAGGUGUUACUUGUAAGUUCAGCCGCUGUUCUACUAAAAUGCUUUUAGGAUCGUCCAUUAGGAGAUACAUAUUUAAGAACAAUAUCAUUAGGAUUUGUAUUUUUUUAUUUAUUUUUAAUGAUCCUUAUUACUUCUAAACCAAAGCUUGUUUUUGUUUAAUUUAUUUUACAAAAUCAGUAACAUGUCUGAAUGAAUGUUCUGUUUCUGCAUUAAUAUUGUACUUUCAUGAAAUCUUUUGCCUUUGAUUUUAUUUUGUACGUCUUCUUUUAUAUUGCUGACAUUCGUAUUAAAUGUUUAAAACAUUCAUUUGUAAUGUAAUUGACUGUGAUUUCAAUACCUUUCUGCAUUGUCCGAUACAUAUUUCCAUCUGCAUUUAAACUCCAGUUCUCUUGUAUGGACUGUUUCAUCACUAUGAUGGGCUACACUCAAUAUAUUUAUUAAAUUCCUGCUUUCUGCUUUACAUAAGUGUGAAAUUCCUUUAAAAUUAUUUGUUAAGAUAAGACUUUCUUUGAUUGGACAUUAUCUAUCUUCGUUACUAACAUUUGCAGUUUUGUCUACAUUGAAUAAGUUUUUCAAUAGUACGUUGACGAUACUAGUCUUUAAUUUUGUAACUAUAUUGUGUACAAAUAGUAUAAUGUAUAUACCAGUGGUGUGUUAGGUCAGUCUGAGUGUAAAUUAUGUAUUAAGAUAGUGUCUACUACUUUUAUCAUUAAAUUAAUUGUACCUAUUUUCA
Molecule: messenger RNA, 2789 nt
Organism: Spodoptera frugiperda (fall armyworm)
Lineage: Eukaryota; Metazoa; Arthropoda; Insecta; Lepidoptera; Noctuidae
Product: homeotic protein labial-like
Exons: 2
Coding region: 426-1433 (335 amino acids)
Biological process (GO): regulation of transcription by RNA polymerase II
Cellular component (GO): nucleus
Molecular function (GO): DNA-binding transcription factor activity, RNA polymerase II-specific; RNA polymerase II cis-regulatory region sequence-specific DNA binding
Source: RefSeq, a predicted model, not a curated record